GUGCUUGGACAAGGUCAGUGUGAUCAGUAUCAGCUUUUAUGGCUCACAGUAUAGAUUUUUCUUCCUCUUCACCCCUCCUCCUCUUCCUCCCCUAUUUUCUUACCCGGUAGUCCAACGUGGCCAGGUGAACGGAGGCAGGCAUGACGACAGAUGGCCCCUACGGUCUGAGGGAUUAUAUAUUAACGCCAAGCAGCUCAGAUUCUCUUGCACACACAAACACAGGUGUACACACCCACUCACGUAGGCUGGUGGCCACUGUUUUCACAUACACACAGCCAGCAGAAUGCUGCCAGAGCCACAGCUGGUGUGUCACAGCACAGCCAACACACAGUAGAAUCAGGAGAACAAGGGAUUUAACUGAUGGACGGAGAGACGGAGGACAGUUUUUCUCCGGUCACCAUGGAGGUGUGGAGCUCUUCAGCGUCUGAGGAGGAGGAAGAAGAGAAGAGCACUUCCAGUCUUGUGGAUGAAGUAGUGGUGGAUGAGCAGAAAGGCCACAACAGCAAUAACAAUAAUAACAACAACAAGGACAGCCUUUGCAGGGAGGUGACACAAGUGCUGUGCUCAGACAGAGUGGGCCAGGUCACCAAGACGUAUCAUGACAUUAAGGCAGUCACCCACCUGCUGGAGGAGAAAGAGCGGGAUCUGGAGUUAGCGGCGCGGAUCGGUCAGUCCCUCCUGAAGCAAAACCAAGAACUAACAUCACGCAAUGAAAUGCUGGAUGAACAACUUGAAAUUGCAAAGGAGGAGAUUGCUCAACUUCGUCAUGAGCUCUCGAUGCGAGACGACCUCCUUCAGUUCUAUGCGAGCACUGAAGAGAUAGAGAACGCAGAAUCGCUCUCGCCGGUAAAAAGGAAUGAAUCAUGCAGUUCUCUCAGCAACUUUGUGCACUACGACUUCCUGCAGCAUAAACUGAAGGGUUUAGAGGAGGAGAACCGCAAACUGAGAUUAGAGGCGAAUGAGCUCACGACAGAGACAACCAACUACGAGGAGCAAGAACAGGAGCUGAUGAUGGUGUGUGUGGAAGAGCUCUCAUCAGUCAAUAAGCAGGUGGUCGACCUGUCGGAGGAGCUAGCACGGAAAGUAGAGGACUCUGUCAGACAGCAGGAGGAAAUCAGCUCACUGCUCGCCCAGAUUGUGGACCUGCAAGCCCGCUGCAAAGGGGUCACCCACGAGAAUGAAGAGCUGAACCAACACCUGAGUGCCUCCCGUGAGAGCCAGAUAAAACUGAAAUCAGAGCUCAAGGACCUGCAGGACAAGUACUCAGAGUGUGAGGACAUGCUCUGCGAAGCUCGAGAGGACAUUAAAAACCUGCGGAACAAGAGCCUGCCCAACAGCACAGUGCAGCGCUACACUGCCCUGGCCUCUGUCCUCCCCAUGGACUCACUGGCUGCAGAGAUAGAAGGCACUUUCCGCAAAGGCCUGGACACCCCGGCUCCCUCAGAAUACAAGAACCACCCGUGGCGUGUGUUUGAAACAGUGAAGGUGGUGAACAAGGUCGGGAAGCUGCGGUCUCGGUGCCACUCCCCGUGGCUCCCAGGCUCCAGCCCCGUGUCCACUCGCUCCAGCUGUAUCAGCACUCCUCGAACUAGCUACUAUGGCUCUGAUAAUGCCAGCCUUACCCUGGAGGACAAGCCCAGCUCCUAUCAUGCUCAGAAAGAAGACAAUGGUGUGAGUGGGCCAAAGCGUCUGGGUCAGCCAGGCACCCCAGGGGGCCAGGACCUCGAAGCUGCUUUGCGCAGCCUGUCAGCCCGCCAACAGAACCACUCCUCUGAUCGGCCUUUCUUUGAUGUGGAGCGUGAGCGUAAACUCCGUGCCUUGGCAGCAAACUGCGAGGAGGGCGAGGGCUCCAGUGGCUUCCUCACACCAAACGACAGCCUGGCCUCCAGCCUGGCAGCAUCGACAGGCACCAACUACUCCAAUGGCAGCUCACGACAGUCCUGUGGCUCCUCAGGGGGCUCCAGGUCCUACCUGCCUGACCGCCUGCAAAUCGUCAAACCUCUGGAAGGCUCGGUCACUCUGCAUCAGUGGCAGCAGUUGGCCAAACCAAACCUGGGAGGCAUCCUGCAUCCACGCCCCGGCGUCCUGACGAAAGACUUCAGGGAGCUUGAGGUCGACAUACAGCACGUCUACAGCCUCAACGACCUGGAGGAGGAUGAGCCUGAUCUAUCGCAUCUCUCUGAAGCGCAUGGCAUGGUCUCUCCAUCCGGUCCCAACCUCCCUCAGACCACUCCCACACAUACCAUUACCACCUGCCAAGUCCUCCAACCCUCCCUCCUCAUCCCCUCCUUCUCUACAAGCCUUCACUCUUUCGGCCUGCCAGCUUGUCGGAACUGUGAGCAUGUGAGCACUUCAUCUCCACCCCACCAGCAGCACUUUGACUGGGGAGGCGGGACCACCACCACCAAAACUACUACAGCCACAACAAAUAUAACCACGUCAUCACUGGGACUCCUGCAGCUGCUGAAAGAGCGCGGCAUCUCAGCCUCCCCUUAUCCCCACCGCAGCCUGCACUACAGCCAUAGUACAAAACCUUCAUUCUCCACAGCAAAAGACAAAGAUGGAGGCUCAACAUUGAACGAGGAAGGAAGGAGGAACAUUUUCAGCUUGAACUUAGUGGGGAAGCUUCAGGGUCUCGGGUUGCACAGAGUGGCAGCCUGGGGGAUGACAGGGCGCAGCGGCAAGGAGAGAGAAGCGGUGAGGCAUCCUCUGAAAGUCUGAUGACGGCUGAUCCACCACUUACUGCUCCCUCAUUCACCGUAGUGACUUUGUGUCAAGCCAUGUGAUUCCCACUGUGCAGUUCAGGGUCCACAGCACUGGUGACUUGAAAACAGAGGCCACAGAGUGCACCGGAGCCAUACUUUGAGUUGUCUGUAGUGUUUAGUACUGUUCUUUUCUAUGAACUCAUGUACAGUAGAUAAACUGUUGUGUGCGCGCGUGUGUGUGUUAGUGCGUGUGUGUCUAUGUGCGUGUGUGUGUGCGUGUGUGUGUGUGUGUGUGUGUGUGUGUGUGUGUGUAACAUCUUCAUCUCAGGACGAUCACCUGUCUGUUCUGCUUUUUACACAAAAAAGAAACGCCAUGAACAAAAAAAACCUUUUAUACUGUCUUGUGACUAUCAUUUUACAGUUUUCCCUACCACUGGUUUAAAAAAAAAAAAAAAAAAACCUCAUCACUUGUCAUUUUUUUUUAGUUUCCAAAGUGAAAAAUCAAGUUAUGUAUUAAUAACAACAUUGUCAUUCGGGAGAAUUAAUAAAAAAGACCACGUGCAGUAAAUUAGUAUUAGUUAAAACCACAAACCAAACCAAUGCUGUCACACUGAAGAUAUUUCAAAUGCACUAAAAUACACUCUGAUCUUCCUGCUUAUCAGCUGCUACAUUGAGAAAAGCAUGCUAUAUCUAAGAUUGUCAAAUAUACUGGAAGGAAACAUUGAUCAAGAAGCACUGCGAUGACAUCUGCUCCACACUGGGACAGAUUAUAUACUGACUGAACUAAAUAAUGUUGACAUGUUCGUUUAGCUGUCUCCCCCACACUUCAUCACCUGCUUUCAUGUGUGGUUGGGCUACGUACAGCAUCACCCCUGAGCUGUUGAAAUGUCUGACUUUGUCGACUUAUUAUUAUUAUCCUGAGCCAAACCUCACCAAAAAAAUGAAUAAAUAAACUAAUCAGGUUUGCCUUGCUGCAUCAAAGACAGUGAAUGGGAUUCUUAGAAGCAAUAUAUGUGUAUUUGCUGUUCGCGUUGAUUGAAAACCUUGCUUGUACAAAUCUGCUGUAUUUCAUGUCAUCAGGAAUUUUGAAACUGCUGGGAUAUAAAUGAAAUCAAAAUCGUGUCAGGCAUUCAAAGUGAAUUCUCCAUGGUGUUAAGGGGAAUCCUUAGUUAAAGAAAUACAAGUAGAAGAGAGGUCAUAAUUAUUUAAACGGCAUGUUACUUCAAUCACCUGUAGCUAAAAGGCAUAGGAUACCGUGGAUUAAAAAGGGAAGAAAUCAUAAACACAGGUUAUAAUAAUAAGUUGUGUUUUGACUUAAAUCAACCAAACCACUGUUUCUCUGCACUACUGUUUGCUAUAGUGUCUGUUAGCAUCACAGCUGUAUAUGUAUGUGUAUAAAUUGUACCACCUGUGAAUAAAACUUUGCAUUUUCAUCCAGUA
Molecule: messenger RNA, 4145 nt
Organism: Seriola aureovittata
Lineage: Eukaryota; Metazoa; Chordata; Actinopteri; Carangiformes; Carangidae
Gene: hap1
Product: huntingtin associated protein 1
Exons: 14
Coding region: 361-2721 (786 amino acids)
Biological process (GO): anterograde axonal transport of mitochondrion; neurotrophin TRK receptor signaling pathway; neurogenesis
Cellular component (GO): dendrite
Molecular function (GO): signaling receptor binding
Source: RefSeq, a predicted model, not a curated record